UGAUCGAGGACAAAAGCAGUAUGGCAUUUUCUAUGAACAUCCUAAAGUUGGUUUGCAUUUUAUAUUCCUGUAAUCAGCUAUGCGAAGCUCUCAAAGAUACAAAAGGAAGAACAUUUUCUUUGGCUUUCUUUCCGGAAUCUACAUUUACUCCAACAAAUGCUCUUCGAAACAUUCUGUACUUCUCAUCCCCUUUUGGCGGUGUUUGUACUGUGAACUACAACGACGGCACAAGACGUCAGACCACUGUGAAUGUUGUCGCCAACGAUGUAGUUAAACUGGCAUUACCUGACGCAACACAACUACCAGCUGGAACAAGAAUAGAACCAAAGGCCAUUUAUGUGAACUGCACAACGGCAAUAGCUCUUUAUGGACACAAUAAGUACGCGGACUAUGUGGAAACAUCAGACUCAUUCACAGUUCUUACUGAUGAUAUGUUGUCAGCGGAAUAUAUUGUUGCAAGUGUCGAGAAGACUGCAAAUCUUGGCGUUGUGGCCACCCAAGAUAACACUAAGGUUUCUGUGGUCCUUAAUGCAACAUGUCAAUAUGUAUUUAACAGCGUCCGAUACACAGCUGGAGACACUGUAAAUGCCACACUGGGCUAUGGUGACGUCUUUCAGAUUGGUUUAGCAUCAGAUGCGAGCUCUGAUAAGUGUGACUUAGGGGGAACCCAAAUCUUUUCUAAUCAUCAAGUCUCAGUGUUUUCAGGGGCUGUGUAUGUCCGCGGACCUAUCUGUGACGCAACCCUUCAUGGAAAUCAUCUGGUUAGUCAAGUUCCCCCAGAGAGCGCAUUCUCAAACAUCCAAAUUAUUCCCAAAGUGGAGACGAGUGACCUUGAGGCUAUGACGUUUCGUGUAUUGGCAAAGUAUGACAAUACAGUCGUGAAUAUAACAAAGGAAGAAGUAAGUGGAAAUGUAGAGACAUGGUCUACAUUACUGAAUACCGCCGACGUUAAAGAGUACUGUUCUCUAUCGCCUGCCACCUUCAUCAUACAAAGCACUCGGCCAGUAAUGUGUACUGAGCUUAUUUAUUUUAAAGGUCUUGGAGGCACAUCGUUGUUUGUGCCAGGAACGGUUCUUUAUGACAACAACUACAUUGUAAAGAGUUUAGAUUUGGAUGGGGUGAACAAGGAGAGUCCAAUGAUGACUAUUGUAUCUGAGGUGUCAUCAUUCAUGGAUGUUCGUGUAAAUGGUCAACAUCGGGAUGACAUCCAGUGGACUAACCUCUCAACGGCACCUUACACUGUCGGGGUACUACAGAUACACCCUCAAAGACCAUAUGUUGUCAACAGUUCAUCGCCAAUUCUAGUCAGACUUCACGAAUCAUUUGGCAUGGAGUCAUACAGCUACAAUGCAGGAUACCGUCUUCCGUCACUUGCAGAAACACUGGAUGGUACUAUCACCCUCAAAUGCCUACCAGGAGGCUGGUUCAUUACCAUGGACUUCAGCGAAUCAAACCUGGACCACAUUCCCUUCCCCCAACUCUACAUGACAAGGGACACGUGUGUCGGAACGAUGCAGGGACAGCAGCUCAUAUUCAACAUGUCCUACAACGACUGCCACACACAAACAAGUGUAUCCAAAGGAAUGGUUACGUUUAAGAAUACCUUGGCGUAUGCACUACCAUGGACCGAUCAUUUGGUUCGAGAUGUCAUCUGGGUUCAUGAUGUCAGCUGCUCUGAACCAGUGGAUGGGACGGACUCUGUUCACCUUUACCCUGAUUUAAAUACAACUGCACAUGGCUCAACAUCUGGACAGGUGCAAGGAUCCAGCGUCCAUAUAUCCCUGUACCAAGAUGCAUCAUAUAUGCACCUUUUGAAGGGCAAUUUGAUUCACAAUAAGAUUGGAGCACCUGUGUACGUUGAAGUUGCCUCGCCAGGGACUUCCAAUACAAUAAUGGUGUUACGAUCAUGUGACGCCCACCUUGACAGUGUUCCGGGGAAACAAGCAUCUUAUCCUCUCAUUACAGAUGGGUGUGCCGUGGCUGCUCGUACUCAGAUCCUCGUGACGAGGAACUCCGUGACCAGGUUUAAGUUUGACAUGUUUGACAUCCCCAAUGAACAGGACGGCAUCUACAUCACUUGUCACGUGACAUUCUGUGACCAGAUGGACUUCUCCGACAAGUGUCAACAGCAGUGUCACUCAAGUCCAAACAUAAUUGGCUAAAACUUGUAAUGCAAACCAAAAACGAUAAUGGUUCGUUACACAGAUUUGAAACGGAUUCUGUUGAUUAAUAAAACGGUCAUUUGUC
This is a messenger RNA of Haliotis rubra (blacklip abalone), 2247 nucleotides long. RefSeq lists its product as uncharacterized. The record is from RefSeq and is a predicted model, not a curated record. NCBI's taxonomy places the organism in Eukaryota, Metazoa, Mollusca, Gastropoda, Lepetellida, Haliotidae. The transcript is spliced from 5 exons. Bases 21 to 2162 code for a protein of 713 amino acids.